CGGAGCAGCCGCGCAAGGACAGGGGUCACGAUGACGCGUAUCUCUGUCCUCGCCGAUGCGCUGAAGACGAUGUACAAUGCCGAGAAGCGCGGCAAGAAGCAGGUGCUGCUGCGGCCCAGCUCCAAGGUGGUGAUCAAGUUUCUGUCGCUGAUGAUGAAGCACGGCUACAUUGGCGAGUUUGAGUUUGUGGACAACCACCGCUCUGGCAAGAUUGUGGUGGAGCUGAACGGCAGGCUGAACAAGUGCGGUGCCAUCUCGCCCCGCUAUGACAUUGCCGCCAAGGACAUUGAGGCCUGGGUGGGCCGCCUGCUGCCCUCUCGUCAGUUCGGCCACAUCAUCCUGACCACCUCUCAGGGCAUCAUGGACCACGAGGAGGCCAGGCGGAAGAAGGUGGGAGGCAAGGUUCUGGGUUUCUUCUAUUGAUUCUAGCCCGCAUCUUCCCCGACGCAAGCGCGGCAGCAGAGAAGGAGUGUGCUACGCAUGGCAGCGGGAGGCGAGCAGCCGCCGGCUGUCGGUUUGGGCAACCUGAUGAAACGCCCCUCGUCAGCGCUGCCACCUUGCUGCACUCAAAUUGCCACACUCGUGUGUGGUAUAGGUGUAACACACGCGCCAUA
This is a messenger RNA of Chlorella variabilis, 614 nucleotides long. Its product is annotated as 40S ribosomal protein S15. Gene Ontology annotation, biological process: translation. Lineage: Eukaryota; Viridiplantae; Chlorophyta; Trebouxiophyceae; Chlorellales; Chlorellaceae. Gene Ontology annotation, molecular function: structural constituent of ribosome. The record is from RefSeq and is a predicted model, not a curated record. The coding region runs from base 31 to 423 and encodes 130 amino acids. Gene Ontology annotation, cellular component: cytosolic small ribosomal subunit; ribosome. The transcript is spliced from 6 exons.